CACACAUGUAAUUCGAGGUGGCAUUUCCAUCCUCAUCAUCGAGAGCGUGAUACGACCGGGACAUCCCGUCUCAUGCCACAACUCUAGAGUCAUGUACGAAGAUUCGUGGUACAGCUUGGUACCCGAUCACAAUGCCCACAAGACCAGCACGAAUACGUCUACGUCGCAGCCUUCUGCUGGUCGUCGAAGGCGCGAGUCUCUCUUGCAACCACCAAAUGGAAACAAACAAUCCGGCGACAGCGAACCUCUAGAGCGCUUAUAUGAAGAGCCCGAAGCUUCUAUCGGUCCUCCAGAGCCGACAUUGCUUCCUCGAGCCAAAUCAUACUCCGACUUCUACUGCAUUGUCCGGGCGCAGUUAGUUAAGGAUGCUGCAAAGAGGAAGAAACGGAGGAGCAAAGCAAAGGCCUUGGAUUCCUUGUUGGUUGCCAAACCCGAGGACACGUUGCCGGCCCGCAGGCUCCCAUUACCCCCAUCGAUCGAUGCCGACCUGGUCGAUGCCAGCCAACAGGAGUACAUGCUCUACCGAGAUCAGCUUGACAUGGCAGAACGCCAUCUGGGUGGACUUAUUGCCGACGCGAAUAGCGCACUCAACCUCUUGACAUCUCUAGCUGACAACUUCCGAGCUGUUGAAGCCCAGACUUCAUCCUUUCAAGCCCAAUGCGACGGCCUAUUAUCUGAAGAGCGACGAUUACAGAAGCUGGCUGAUGAGGUCGGCACGGAUCUUCACUACUAUGCAUAUCUGGACGGGGUCACUCGGAGGUUGAAUGCUCCUGGCGCGAGUCGCCUGGUUGAUCAUGAGAACUUUGGCGAGAUUUUGACCAACCUAGACGCCUGUAUAGAGUUCAUGAUGCAACAUCCUGAUUAUCGCGAUGCCGAAUCAUACCUAGCACGGUAUCAAUCACUUCUGACCAAAGCACUCCAUCUUCUCGAGACGGGAUUCUCUAGCCAUCUUGAGCAAGUAUCCUCAGAAAUCUCGAGACAGAUUUUAGGGACACACUCUGAAGCUGCUCGCCACGCUUUGGCGUAUGGCCGCAGUGAGCAAAUGCUGCUCGAGGCUGAUGGGCUGAUUACGAAUAUUCAGCGAGCAGUUCGUAGCUGUUACGACCAGUUUGGCCAGCCAAUACCCAACGAGCACUUCGACACUUAUUCAAACACGAUAGUCAAUCUCUUCUCAACAUACUUAGAUACGCGGGACAGAAGUUUGCGACCCAUCACACAGCAUGACCUGGAAGCCUUCCGAAAAGAGGCGAAAGAGAUUAAUGUUGAAACAGCCUGUCGUAAUUUCGUUAAGCAAUGCUACGAGCGUUCUUCCAAUGAAGCCGGUCUUUUCCUACGGGUCUUCUCAAUAGAGCCACAUUUCAAUCCUGAUCUUCAGUCCGCAUACUCAAUUCUGAAGUCUCAGCAGAAGGCGCUUAUCAAUGCAGCUAAUCUAAACCCCAUUGCCACCACAUUGCAACCGGUGCUUCAAGGAACUGACCUUCAGACGACAUGUAAUUUUUUGGGGUGGAUUACAAACGAGUAUUUGCUGUCAGAGUAUGAUGAAGAAGAGACCCAAUUUUCUCUGCAUUGCCAUGAUUUGACAGCACGACUUCUCACUGAACACCUCUGGCCGUUCGCGGACAGCUGCUUCGAAGCGGAAGUGACAAAAUCGAUUUCAAAAGCGCCAAUACCUCAGGAAGCACUGAAGGCCAUGCCGGUUAGCGACAGUGCAACAGUGUCAAACGCUUACCCUAUCGUGAAACGCGCGCUUGAACUCUUAUCCAUGUACGAUCAGGCAAUGCCCAAGGAGAGAAGCCAAAAAUCGAAUCCCGUUGUUUUCCGUAUCGUGACAGAAACAAUCUCUGCAUUGCAACGGGCUGAGGCACGCUUGAAGGCAAACAAAGCAGCCAACCCGGAUCCAGACCCUGACCUGUUCAUGAUCAAAAACUUGCUAAUCGUAAAGAAUGGGCUCAUGUCUCUUGAAAUAGGCGACGUUAGGUCACAGCCAGCAACGAUGCAAUACUUCAGUCAAAUCUGGGAUACACUCAGUCCCCAAAAUUGGAUUGGAAUGUUUCGAGGCAUCCUGGGGGGCACACUUUCUCUUGGGCUUUGGUCGUCCGCGGCUACCGACGGGAAGUCGGCUGGAAAUCUCACGCAGAUGCAAGCCGACCAAGAUGCAAAUGAGAAGUUAGAUGAGCUACUACGACAAAGCAUUUAUGCCUUUACUCAGCGAUGGGGUACGCUCAUCAAUGGACCCAGGUCCGGGAAAAGAGGACAACAAAAUGUCACUACCAUUGAACAAGAGCUCGAUAUCAAGCUGUCAGGGGCGUUUGGAGAGCAGUUUGAAGUUAUCGCUAAGCUGAAGGAGGCGAUUUACAUGAAUGCCCAGGCGCAAAAAGAGGUCAAAGCGGAGCGCGGCUCGCGAUAGCAUAGAACCCCAAAGUGGUCGAUUAAAUAGAUCACCUUAACUUACAGUAGAAAUUCAAUAUCAUGGCGCUAUCAAGCUA
This is a messenger RNA of Xylaria bambusicola, 2486 nucleotides long. Its product is annotated as Sec34-like family protein. Gene Ontology annotation, cellular component: cis-Golgi network; COG complex; membrane. The coding region runs from base 92 to 2407 and encodes 771 amino acids. Gene Ontology annotation, biological process: intra-Golgi vesicle-mediated transport; autophagy; Golgi organization. The transcript is spliced from 5 exons. NCBI's taxonomy places the organism in Eukaryota, Fungi, Ascomycota, Sordariomycetes, Xylariales, Xylariaceae. The record is from RefSeq and is a predicted model, not a curated record.